Molecule: messenger RNA, 1379 nt
Organism: Helicoverpa armigera (cotton bollworm)
Lineage: Eukaryota; Metazoa; Arthropoda; Insecta; Lepidoptera; Noctuidae
Gene: Kin
Exons: 2
Coding region: 117-1154 (345 amino acids)
Source: RefSeq, a predicted model, not a curated record
UUGGCGCGCUCGGUACACCCAUCAGAACUAGUCCAAGUGUCACCCAGUAAGCAAGUUGAGCCACACAUGUGUCUGUGAUUGUUGCACGUCAACACUUUUCAUUUUAGUUUCUAAUUAUGUUAUGCUAUCGGUUGAUAAGAAGCAUGUCUCACCACUGGCUCCUGAUCGCGAUCUCGUGGCUCGGCAGCGUGCGGCCCCAGUACAUCAACAGCGGGGGCAACAGCAACGACUUCGUGCUCGACUCUCUCGACACUAACCUGCAGUUCCCUCUCCCCUACUACUUCCACAUCCCCACCACCAGGAACGACUAUGAAACAGCACAGAACGAACCCGCCUCACUCGAAGAAGCCCAAACCGACAUCCAGAGGAAACGACGGACGGCUGAAGAGAAAGAGGAAACAAGAGAAAAACGCUGGCUCCCGAACAUCAUUGACUCAGACCAAGCCAUGUACUUACAAAAUGACGAACUAGUUGGAAGCCCAUUCACUAAUACGAUCGAAGGAGUAGUCGACGACAAUGCUACGAAUAUUCUUCUCCCUAAGGAUAAGAAAUACUUCAGUCCGUGGGGUGGAAAGAGAGAUAAAGCCAGCAUCGAACACAUGUGGUCGUGGAAACGAGCCAGCAAUAUCCGCGAGCCGAGCAUGCCUAAGCGAGUGCGCUUCAGCCCGUGGGGCGGCAAGCGCAGCGGCCAGAUGAUCUACAAACCUGGUUCAAAAAGUUCCAAAAUCAUUUUCUCGACUACAAUACCAGAACUAACGCGAAUCGUCUCUAACUACUCCCCGAAUGGAAACGAAGCUUUCAACUUUGCUGGCUUCCAAUUUAUCCCGACGCUGGACAAGAGGCACCCGAUCAAGAUCCUGGCUUUGAGCACAAAGACUAAUGAAAGAACACUGCGAGAGGCGCUACCGUUCAAGAGCUUUCUAGAAUCUUUGCCAAAGAUCUUCAAGCCUGGGCAUCCGUACCUGGAUGUUAACUUGAAGAAAGAUGGAAAGAGGAAGGUGAAAUUCAGUGCCUGGGGUGGCAAGCGGUCGCCGCCCAUCAUUGGGCCCAUUUGGACUCCUGCGCCGCAAAACCUCAAAGAAUCAACAUUAGACACAAUACUUCUCAUUAGAAAUAGUCAAGACAAAGAUGAACCGACGUUAAAGGCAUUGUAAUUUGGAUCUGAUCUACUCCCGAACUUUGUAUUAGUUAUGGUCUAAUAUAGUGAUAAGUUCCUUCAUAGUUAUGUUAGUGCCAUAUUUGUAACUGACGUUAGAAAAUGUAAAAAAAAGCUCUCGAGUUCGGGGGUCCCGCGUCCUUGACGACUGGCUGGGCUCGUCAACGGCGCAGUACUGAUGUAUUUAAUAUUAAGACUUUGUUAUUCUUAUUUACUGUGCAUC